AUAGAAUGCGCAUGCGCAGACGGUCUGUUUUCAAACCAGUAGAAGGAAGAAGCCGCAGUAGAGGCGGUAGAUGAAGAGAAGCAGCAUCGUCUUUAACUUAGUAUUUAUCAGGUUUAGCUUCAACUUAUAGUCUUACAAUGGAUUUAGAAACUGGAACAUACGAACCAGGAUUUGUUGGGAUUCGGUUUUGUCAAGAAUGCAACAACAUGUUAUACCCUAAAGAGGACAAGGAGAACCGUAUCCUGCUUUAUGCGUGCAGGAACUGUGACUACCAACAAGAGGCAGACAACAGCUGCAUCUAUGUCAACAAGAUCACCCACGAGGUUGAUGAGUUGACACAAAUCAUCGCUGAUGUAUCCCAGGAUCCAACACUACCGAGGACAGAGGACCACCCCUGUCCCAAAUGCGGUCACAAGGAGGCAGUGUUCUUCCAGUCUCACAGUAUGAAGGCUGAGGACGCAAUGAGACUGUACUACGUCUGCACGGCUCCUCACUGUGGACACAGAUGGACGGAGUAAAGCUGGUGAUAAUGAACAGGUCUAACAUUUUUCAUCUACAGUACUGCUGUUCACAAAAAGCUGCAGCUCAAAUAGAGUUAUUUUUUUACUCUUACUGUGCAGUUUGUUGUCCAACAGCAGAACUGCUGCUUUCUGUAGACCCUGAACGUAUCUUUGUUUGUUUGUCAGACAACCAUCUUGUGAAUAUAAUGUAUUAAUAGUUUUUUAUAACAUGUUUUGUUAGAUUAAAAGAAUCAGUUGUUUCAAA
Molecule: messenger RNA, 765 nt
Organism: Sebastes umbrosus (honeycomb rockfish)
Lineage: Eukaryota; Metazoa; Chordata; Actinopteri; Perciformes; Sebastidae
Gene: polr2i
Product: RNA polymerase II subunit I
Exons: 6
Coding region: 138-518 (126 amino acids)
Biological process (GO): maintenance of transcriptional fidelity during transcription elongation by RNA polymerase II; transcription-coupled nucleotide-excision repair; DNA-templated transcription
Cellular component (GO): RNA polymerase II, core complex
Molecular function (GO): nucleic acid binding; zinc ion binding; DNA-directed RNA polymerase activity
Source: RefSeq, a predicted model, not a curated record